Molecule: messenger RNA, 712 nt
Organism: Cololabis saira (Pacific saury)
Lineage: Eukaryota; Metazoa; Chordata; Actinopteri; Beloniformes; Belonidae
Product: interferon alpha-inducible protein 27-like protein 2A
Exons: 4
Coding region: 77-394 (105 amino acids)
Biological process (GO): apoptotic signaling pathway
Cellular component (GO): mitochondrion; membrane
Source: RefSeq, a predicted model, not a curated record
UUCCUAAUAAAAGUUGAACAACAUCACCGGAUCUACAUUACAGGUUAACAUCAACAUCAGCCGAUGUCAUAUAGACAUGGACGUUAAUAUGGAAGAAAUAUGCAAGGCUUUCGUCGUGGGAGGAGGUUUGCUUCUGACUCCUGCUACUCUGGCUGCUCUGGCUGCGCUGGGUUUCACCUCCACCGGGAUAUUAGCCGGGUCUGCUGCUGCCAAAAUGAUGGCGGCUUCUGCUAUCGCUAAUGGAGGAGGGGUUGCAGCUGGUGGUCUGGUAGCAACCUUGCAGUCAAUUGGUAUGGCCGGUUUCUCAUGGUUAGGAAUUGGGACGUUGACAGGUGCUGGAGGUUCAAUGGGAUGGAUGCUAUCAGCUAUUUGUAACCAGACUGCAACUCCGUAAUUCAUGAUCAGCAGCAUUGAUAUCCACCCCUAUUAUAUCUUCUUCCGACUAACUACAGUUACUGUUUUUAUCCUUUGACAAAUUAUUUCAUGAUUACUACACACUCAGUAUAAUGUGUGAUAUAGGGAUUCAAAUAUGAAUACAUGACACAUCUAAAAUCACUGAUAUUACAAUUUUUUCUAUCAUGUUAUCUUAAUAAAAUGACUUGUGCAGGUGUCAAUGCAUUGUUCUUAAGACAAAAACGUAUGUAUAUAUGUAUAUUUAUAUAUAUGUGUGUGUGUGUAUGAAGCAAAAAUAAAAUGCAUGCAACAUGAAUAA